GCAGCUGAGGAGACGACAUUCAUGGACCUCCUUUUGAUUAGGAUAUGUCACUGUUGUCAGGGCAACUGUUAACAGUGGCGUAUCAUAUUUUCUCCUCUUGGGUUGCGUGCUGAAUAUUUCAGAGUGCAGUAGCUGGGAAGAAGAUACGAGGAAGAAAAAGGUGCUGCAUCAGGAAGGAAAGAAGACGAGGGAUCUGACUGAACAGGUUAAGGCAGCGAGGAGGAGGAGGCGGCAUCCAAACCAAUGUGCCUUUAAUUAAGGUUUUUUUUGUCAAGGUGGAGAAAACUGCAGGCCCUCACUGCCAAGUAGAUGUUGGUAUUUGUCAGCUGUUUGCACACUGCUUACCCAUAGGGGAUCUGUUACAAAUGAACAGGCUGCUUUGCAGCUAGCUGGCUGCAAAGCACAGGCUGGGAUUUAUAUAUUGUACUAAGGAAGAAAAUAGCAAUAUGCCUGGUUCGGCAACUGCUAUCCGACAAGAGAGACUAAAGAAGGCAAGUGUCAGGCCAAAUACACCUGUUCUCUUCACCAUUAAUGAGGAGGAUGAACAGCAAAAGAACAGCAAUUCCAAGAGACUGAAAGUAUCUGAAAGCUCCAAGGUACAAGACAAAAAAGCUGCUUCAACCAACCGCCCCACCUCUGCUUCGUUAGGGCAAAAUACUAGCAACACUGGAGCCAAGUCAGAUCCUGCCCCAAUACUGAAAGUUGAUGAAAGACAACGACUUGCCAGAGAACGGAGAGAGGAACGGGAAAAGGUGUUAGCUGCUAGAGAAGUUGCCUGGUUAGAAAAAGAAGAGAGAGCAAAGCAGUAUUAUGAAAAACAUCUAGAGGAGCGCAAAAAGAAAUUAGAAGAGCAGAGGCUAAAAGAAGAGAGAAGGCGAGCUGCGGUUGAGGAAAAACGAAAGCAGAGAAUAGAAGAAGACAAGGAGCGACAUGAAGCUGUUGUGCGCCGUACAAUUGAGAGGAGCCAGAAACCAAAACAAAAGCAAAAUAGAUGGUCCUGGGGAGGUGCACUUCAUAACAGCAACAGCAUUAAUAAUACAGAUCCAGACAGGCGAUCUGUUUCCACAAUGAACCUUUCGAAACAUGUUGAUCCAGUCAUUAACAAGCGACUCUCCUCCUCAUCUGCAACAUUACUAAAUUCUCCAGACAGAGCUCGACGGCUGCAGCUAAGUCCAUGGGAGAGCAACAUGGUUAGCAGACUACUGACGCCAACACAUUCCUUCUUGGCCAGGAGUAAAAGUGCAGCAACAUUGUCGGGAGAUGCAGUUAUCCCCAUUUGUCCUCGUUCAGCAUCUUGCAGCCCCAUCAGCCCUCUCUCCUUCAAGGCCAUAAGUUGUCGGAAUCCAGCAGACAGAGCAAAAUUCUUUGGCACGACAACUGAUGUUAGACAUAGGAGGACCACACAUUCAGCAGGGACUAACAGGAAAGGAAAGGAAAGGGGCCUUUCAUUGUCUAAUUCCUCAUCUGGCAAAAAAAGAGUUCGUUCACCUUCCACCUCCAGAAGUAAAUCAUCUGCUUGGCAUGCUUCCAGGUCUUUGCCUUUUUUGCCUGGUACACCCAAAAAAAUAACUUCAGUUCUUGGAUCAUCCAGAAUCUCUUCUACUCAACCUCGUCCUCCUUCCCCUGGCAACAUUCGACCUGUCAAAAAUGAGCACAAGGAUACUGAGAAAAGAGAAAUACGACAGGAGCCUGAGAAAGCAACUGAAGGAAAGACAGACAAUGGGAAAACAGCCUCAAAUUCCAGCACAGUGGCAAAUGAAGGAGGACUUUCUAGUAAACCAGAGACCACACAUAUUGCUCCCCCAAUUCUGCCCCCUGCUCCUUCAACUGCCUCGCCAUCCUCUGUGUCUAGCAAGCCUUCUGCAGGCACAACAGACCCAGAAGAAGCAACCAGGAUGCUCAGUGAAAAAAGACGAUUGGCUCGGGAACAACGAGAACGGGAGGAGCAAGAAAGACGGGAGAGGGGAGAGAUGGAAAGACAAAAGAAAGAGGAAUUGGCACAGAGGAUAGCUGAGGAGAGAGCUCGCCGAGAGGAAGAGGCUCAUAAGCAAGUGGCAGAAAGGAAGCAAAGAGAGAUGGAGCAAGAACAGGAGAAAGAAGAACAGUUGCGCCGUCAGACUGAAGAAAAAGAACAGAAAGAAAGAGAAGAAAUGGAACGCCUUCAGAAACAGAAAGAAGAAGAAGCUCGGCUACGAGAAGAGCAGAUCCGGUUAGAGCGUGAAAAGCAUUUCCAAAGGGAAGAACAGGAGCGCUUAGAAAGAAAGAAGCGCCUGGAGGAGAUUAUGAAAAGAACUAGGCGAACAGAAGCUGCAGAUAAGAAAUCAAAUGAACAGCAAAAUGGGGAGAUAGCAAAGGAAACAGUAACCAGCCCUACAUCUCCAUUAAGCCCUGUGAUGAGCUCUCAGGUUCAGUGUGUGCCAGAGCCUCCACGCAACGGGGAAAUGGUAACCCAUGCACAUGUGCUCAUUUCACAUCAACCUACAGUAACCCUAGACAGUAAUUUUAACCCAGGAAAACAUUCAAAUGAAAAUGGAGUGUCUAUGCAGAAUGAAAACUUUGAAGAACUCAUCAGUUUACCCAUGGGAACGAAACAAUCCAGGCUGGAUGCCAUGAACAAUGAUGAGGAUGGCUCUGGAAUUCCUUUGACUCCGAUUUUGGCCUUUGAAGAUAAGGGGACGCUAGGGCCGUUGCCUCAGGUAGAUAAUGUUCAAACACAUCAAACAGCAGAAGUGAUCUGAUCUCUGCUGCUAAAUCACCAAAGGAGAAGUAGAUGUCUCUGCAGCCAAUGGAGUUCCUUCCAUAUUUAUGAAGGAGUGUUGUAUGUUUUGCACUCUCGAGUUUUCUAAAGAUUUCCUGGACACCCCCUUUUUUAAAAAAAAAAAAAAGACCAUAGUAGAACCAUCAGAAGAAUUUAUUGGGAAUAGACUUGGAUUAUCUUUCUAUCAAAUAGAUUUCAUCACUAGGAAAAUCACUUUUCAUGUGCAUAAAUGGCUUUUAUCCAGCAAGUUCCUUUGGCAUCAUCAUGGAUAUAUUCUGCAUUCUUGAAGGCAAAAGGUUAACUGGAUUCUAACAAUAAUGGGCUGAUUAGGGUAACGGACUGUUUGUUGCUGCAUUUUGUUUUGUUUUUAAGGCGGGUGUGUGGUUCUUAAAAGGUAUAAUGUAAAAUCAGCAAAGAAUCUUUUACAUUUUACUGAUUGAAUACUUGAAAAGUAAAUGCCUCAUUGCUCUACAAGUAGGGCUACUGGGGCGUUUUUAUUUAAACCUGUUGGUUUAAAUAUUAUUGCAGAGAACUCUUAAUUAUGGGGGCAUAAUAUAGGCUUCUGUAUCAGGUUCUUGUAAAUGUAACUCCUACAUGGACAUUCCGUAUAUUUAGGCAUCACUACUGUCUUCUUGGAUUUUCUCUGAAAAAUAAAACACAGCAGGUUUUAAAAUGUGAAAAAUUGAAAGCAUUAUUUUUUCAUGGGUGAAAUAAAAACCUGUUGUUAUCCUAGAUAAUGUAUUUAUUAAUUUUGUUCAGUACAAAAUAAAUCAUAGAAAAACGUGGCAAAAACUACAUUUCAAACUUGAUUUUUUUGUUGUUUUUCACUUUGUGAAAGAAUACAGGGUUGAAAAGCAAGAGUUUCUGGCUUGACAUGAUUCAGCCUUGUGAGCCUCCUCCAGAAUUAGAUUAAGGAACAGAGCUCUUUCAGGUGAUGGCGUGAUGAUCAAUGCAUUACAUGAGGUUGCACAGUACAUACCAGUUAUUAGCGUGGAGACCAAACUGGGUGGUAAAGAAGUAUUGUAAAACACAGUUGAAAAGCAUUUGGGGGUCUCAAGUCCUUUUGGUGGAAACAGCAGAUAGGAGAGCAGGUCUAGGGCAGCCUGACUGGUCUGCCGCAAUUUGGCUAGGAUUGGCUGUUGCAGCAUAAAUGCUGCAGACCAAUCAGGUUAAGGCUGCUUGUUUAACAGGCAUUGGCCUUUUCCAGUGACUCGUCAGGGUCUAUGUGCUCCCUCUGAUAAAGUUUUCUCUAAUAUCUUGCAUCUGCCAGAUCUGUCGCCAUUUUGACUUGUAAAACGUAGGUCCUUUUAAUUUAAGUUUUUGGCUUUUCACUCAGACUAUCUGUAGUUAGGGCUCACUACUGAUAUGUUAAGCAUUACAGUGCUACCCAAACUGGAUAACAGUGCCAGUCAGUUGAUUUCAACUGGUGUUGGAUCGGGUUGUCUUGUUACCAACAUAUGUAGCAAGAAAUGCUGUGAUAAAGUGUUUUGAAAAACACUGGGGUUGAUAUUUACAGGGCAUGUGUUGUCUCAAAGAAAAUGACAGUGUACUGGAAAUUCAGUGAAAAGAUUAUGCUUUGUUGGCUUGAAUAAACUGUGAAGCCAGUCAGAAUGUUUUCAUAAUAGUUUGUGACACAGCAACAACAAAUUAUUUUCUUCGGCUAUCUCUAUUCUCUUUCCAUAGCUAUUUUAUUUUAAAUGCUCCAAACAUAUAGUUUAGCAAAUCUAAAUGGUAUAUAAAUAUUAAAUGUUUAUACAGUAUAGAAAUCUGUGUAUAUAUAAAUAUAUAUUUUUGUGUGUGUGUGUGUGUGUGUGUGUACAUACACACAUACACACGUGUGCUUUGGUUGUAUUGCUGUACUAGCUGCUAUAAUGAUUUUUAACAAUUUGAUUCUCUCUUAUUUAUUUAUUUUAUAUACCACCCUUCCAAAAAUGGCUCAGGGCAGUUUAUAACAAAAUAAAAACAAUUAAUUAAAAUCUAAACUAAA
Molecule: messenger RNA, 4745 nt
Organism: Hemicordylus capensis (graceful crag lizard)
Lineage: Eukaryota; Metazoa; Chordata; Lepidosauria; Squamata; Cordylidae
Gene: MAP7
Product: microtubule associated protein 7
Exons: 18
Coding region: 447-2738 (763 amino acids)
Biological process (GO): microtubule cytoskeleton organization
Cellular component (GO): microtubule cytoskeleton
Source: RefSeq, a predicted model, not a curated record